Molecule: messenger RNA, 354 nt
Organism: Gamsiella multidivaricata
Lineage: Eukaryota; Fungi; Mortierellomycota; Mortierellomycetes; Mortierellales; Mortierellaceae
Exons: 1
Coding region: 1-354 (117 amino acids)
Source: RefSeq, a predicted model, not a curated record
AUGAACAUGACGAUUACUGCCUCAAACGUUAGGCCGUCGCGAUUGUUAGUGUCGAUACUAUCUGUGUUUUUUCAAUCUAUCAACAAGGCAGAGACGACAGAUUCGGCAGGAGUGGUUACGACGAAGGAAAUAUUGUCGUUGUCAACAUCACUGGCGCUGUCCCUACGUAGAAAUGUCUCGCAGACGACAUUGUCCCUAGCGGAAGAGGUAUCGACUACGGGCAAAGACCACUCACGCUCCGAUCAAAGCAGUGACAUCCACAACCACGCCAAUAGAGAAAUCCGUGACAACCACGCCAGGAAUAAAGAUAGCUACAACAUUGGAGAUCACAUCAACAACAACAACUACAUCUGA